GAGAGAGAGAACACAACACACUUCCUCAUCUGCUGCAUUCAUCUUCAAUAUACAUCAACAGAAACACAAAAUGGAAUUCGGAUCUCUGAUGCGAGAUAUGUUUUUAGGACUCCUGUGUUUCGCAGUCACAGGAGCUGCUUCUGCUGUCUGUGAUGUGAAUAUUGACCACUCCGGAGUUGUGGUGAGAUUUGGAGACCCAGUGACUGCCAACUGCUCCACAACACGUGAAGAUGUAUUGGGGGCUGGGUGGGACUCUUCUGUUAACCCUGUGAAUGAACCGGAUAGUACAACAGCUUUUUGGAAUGCCAGCAGCCUCACUGUUUGGGAUGCAAAGCCAAAAUGCUUAAUAAACUUCAAUAAUGAAACCGAGCUUCCAGAAUGCAUAUUCCUCUUCGCUCCGGAGUUUAUGAAGAUCGAUAACGGAUCUAAUAUAAAGUGCCUGGUCCUUGGUGAGGCUUCUGCUCAGUCUCUUGCAGUGCAGUUCUAUAAAGGAGAUGACCAGAUUGCUGGCAGUGAUAAUGUAACUCAUAACGGCACGCAGUUUCCUGUAAAUGCUACUAUCACUUUUACAAAAAACCAUGGAGUGAAUUACACUUGCACGGCAGAGCUCGAUUUUGGACCAGAAGCACCAAUACAAAACACCUCUCCCCCGUACGCAACGUCUACGAUUGGACCAGGAGAAGAAAAACUAAAUAUGUCAUCUCUCCCAUACACAAUGUCUCCAAAGGCGGCUGCUUCUCCUGUCUGUGAUGUGAAUAUUGAUCCCUCUAGAGUCGUGGUGAGGUUUGGAGACCCAGUGACUGUCGACUGCUCCACAACACGUGAAGAUGUAUUGGGGGCUGGCUGGGAGUCUUCUGUUAACCCUGUGAAUGAAACGAAUAGUAAAAUAGCAGUUUGGAAUGUCAGCAGCCUCACUGUUUGGGAUGCAGAGCCAAAAUGCUUUAUAAACUGCAUGAAUGAACCCCGUCAGUGUGUAGAAAAACUGGAUUUGGUUAUUUACAAGUAUCCAGAAAGUGUCUCCCUCAUCGCUCCUGAGUUUAUGAAGAUUGGUGUAGAAUCUAAUAUAACGUGCCAGGUCCUAGAUGUGGCUCCUGCCAGAUAUCUCAGUGUGAAGCUGUAUAAGGGAGAUGAACAGCUUGUGAAUAGAAGCUUUACUCAUAACUCAACACGGUUUCCUGUGAAUGAAAGCGUCCACUUCCCAGUAACCCCAACCAGAGGAGACAAUGGAUCGGAGUACACUUGUGUGGCAGAGCUUCAAUUGGGACCAGGAGAACCAAUAAAAAAUGCAUCUCUCCCGUUCAGAAUGCUUCCAAUUGCAGCUGCUUCUCCUGUCUGUGAUGUGAAUAUUGACCCCUCUCGAGUCGUGGUGAGAUUUGGAGACCCAGUGACUGUCAACUGCUCCACAACACGUGAAGAUGUAUUGGGGGCUGGCUGGGAGUCUUCUGUUAACCCUGUGAAUGAAAUGAAUAGUAAAAUAGCAGUUUGGAAUGUCAGCAGCCUCACUGUUUGGGAUGCAGAGCCAAAAUGCUUUAUAAACUACAAUAAUGAACCCCGUCAGUGUGUAAAAAAACUGGAUUUGGUUAUUUACAAGUAUCCAGAAAGCGUCUCCCUAAUCGCUCCUGGCUUUAUGAAGAUCGGUGUAGAAUCUAAUAUAACGUGCCAGGUCCUAGAUGUGGCUCCUAUCAGAUAUCUCAGUGUGAAGCUGUAUAAGGGAGAUGAACAGCUUGUGAAUAGAAGCUUUACUCAUAACUCAACACGGUUUCCUGUGAAUGAAAGCGUCCCCUUCCCAGUAACACCAACCAGAGCAGACAAUGGAUUGGAGUACACUUGUGUGGCAGAGCUUCAAUUGGAGCUGGGAGAACCAAUAAAAAAUUCAUCUCUCCCGUUCAGAAUGCUUCCAAUUGAUUUUGAAGAACAACCAAUCCUUAAUGUAUCAGAAAAUGUAGAAGUCAACCAGCCAUCUACAGUGAGAUGCGAACUUAAAAAUGCCUUCCCACCUGAAGAAGUCCAAGUAGAGCUGCUGAUAAAUAAUGAAAUUCACACAAUCCGCUCCAACAUGGAUAACGUGUAUGUUGAAGAAAGUUUUACUCUGGAUUCUGUUGAACCUGCAGUGAUUACAUGUAAUGUGUCCCUCAGAUCUUUGUCAAAAAGUGCAAGUAGAAAUGUUCAAGGCUACGUGCUACCAGAGCCCACCCUUCACACUGAGGCUGUACUGGUAAAUCAAACAGGGAUUGUUACAUGCAGUGUGGAUGGCUCAUUCCCAGCAAAUGCAACCCAAAGGCUGCUCCUCAACGGUUUAAUUGUCAAUGAAACUCACAAUAGUACACCCGCUCAGUACGAGUUUAAAGCAGAGAAAGAACUCAACGGCAAAAUGAUUACUUGUGAGACUGAGCUGAAGUUAGCUGCUACAUCUGUUAAGAAAAAUCAAAGUAUCACCUUCAGUGUUUUGUAUGAGCCCAGUGUAAUAAACCCUGCAGAAGAAAGUGUGCCUGUUCUGAAAGGGGACAGCGUAGUUUUUAACUGCACUGCUGAUGGUAUCCCAGCCCCUACAUACACGUGGAAACACCCUGAAGCUGAUAAUGUGAAUAUCACAACGAAGGACAGUGUGUCUACUGUGACUAUCACAGGAGCCUCAUCUAGCAAUCAUGGUGUUUAUGAAUGUCAUGCUUGGAACAUACAUGGGAAUUCCACAAGGAAAGUUACAGUUGAAGUUACAGGCAACUAUACCCUGCUCCUCACCCUAGUUGCAGUAGCAGCGGUUGCUGUUGUUCUUCUGGUGUCCUUUGUGUACAAAAAGAAACGUACAAGUGGAAGAUACACAUUCCUACCAACAAAUCCUUCAAGUGCAAAUGGCAGUGUGGCAGAGAACGGCCAGACGGCUGAAGAUAUACCCUUAACAACAGUAUGAACCCACCGAAAAGGACCUGCCUACCAUUCGCCCUCAGAAAUCCAGCCAAGCACAGUAUAUAAUUAAAGAAUUAACUGCAGGUUUUUACCUACAUCAAACUUCCAAACAUUCUUGUCUUUUGACUUUAUGAAGGAGCCGCAUUGCUGUCAAUGAUCCCCAGACCUCUUGCAGUGCUAUGCCAAGGCCAUGCUGUGGGAUGAUGUUGCUCUGCUACAGUGAAAGACAGAAGGCAUGUGGAGCUUGUCUUUGUUUCUUCAUGAAGACAGGAGCCUGUCCUCUUGUUUGCAUGCUCAGAGGGAUUUAUUUAUCUUGCAGAGCGACAGGUUUGAACCCAAGCAUAAAAGCAAUGCCGUGUCUGGAGAAGAGCCCUUGUAAAAUUCUGGGAAAUUUUAAAGGUUAUUAGAUUAUUAUUAUUUUUUUUAACUAUUGUGAUUUAUGAUUUUUAUUCAGCGAUAUAUUUCUACUGCCUUAGCUUCCCUUUAAAGUACUGAUAUUGUUGCACACACCCAAGUCAGCUCCUCUGUAUAUAAAACUUUUCAAUACUUGCAGUAAAUUGUAUUAUUAUUAUUAUUAUUAUUGUUAUUAUUAUUAUUAUUAUUAUUAUUAUUAUUAUUAUUAUUAUUAUUAUCUUUCCCAUUGGCAAAAAGCUCUUGUUGAGGAAAACAGAUCGUAUUAAAAUGGGAACACUUUAGGUAUCCGUUAUACGUGAUUAUAAACAAUCUAUAAAUGUGUUAUUAAUUGUGCUAUUAACAAUUAUAGAAUAUGAGUAGAAACAAUGACUAUUAUAAUACACUUUUGCCAUUGUUUUUUUUUGUUUUUUGCUAUUGCUUAUAGAGGCUGUGUGGUCCAGUGGUUAAAGAAAAGGGUUUGUAACCAGGAGGUCCCCGGUUCAAAUCUCACCUCAACCACUGCCUCAUUGAGUGACCCUGAGCAAGUCACUUAACCUCCUUGUGCUCCGUCUUUCGGGUGAGACGUAGUUGUAAGUGACUCUGCAGCUGAUGCAUAGUUCACACACCCUAGUCUCUGUAAGUCACCUUAGAUAAAGGCGUCUGCUGAAUAAACAAAUAAUAAUAAUAACGGAUACAGUCUGUCUGCCUGUCCUUUCUGUCUGUCUGUCUGUCUGACUACCUUUAUAUAUCUGUCUCACCAGUUGUAUGGGGCUGCUUUGUAUUUGCAAUACAGUUAUUAUACACUUUUGCCAUUGUGGUUUUUUGUGCUAUUGUUUGUAAUCACUUAUAACUGAUACCCAGGAGAUCCCAGGUUCAAAUCCGACUCAGCCACUGACUCACUGUGUGUGACCCUGAGCAAGUCACUUAACCUCCUUGUGCUCAGUCCUUCGGAUGAGACGUAAAACAAACGAGGUCCUAUUGGAAGUGACUCUGCAGCAGCAGUUGUUGAUGCAUAGUUCACCACCUAGUCUCUGCAAAUCGCUUUGGAUAAAAGUGUCUGCUAAAUGACAACUAAUUAUUAUUAAUGACAAAUAAUAAUAACAAUAACAAUAACAAUAACAAUAACGUGUUCUGGAUCCCUGCCCCUUUGUUGUGUACAUACAUGAAGCAACAGUUUCAAGACAGGAUGUGCGAGUUGAAACCACAAGAAGGGCUUAACUGCCUGUAAAGUUCUGUGGUGUAAACUGACAAAGAUACAGACACUGUGGCAGCCAUAUUAUUAAGAGAGAUUGAGACUCAGCUGGUCUCUUGGUAUACCAGUUCACUUUUAUUGUGGAACAAUGGUGUCUGUUUUAACAAUCCACGAUCUUAAUACCGCCUGCUAAAAUGUAUAACCCUGAUUCUCAAACCUGCUCUGUGUUUGUAUUGCAUGAAGUAGCGUUAAUGGUUAGUGAGUCUACAGCUACAGCCAAUAGUUUUGCAUCACCUAGAAUUUUAGAAUUGAGACAUUCAUUAAAAAAAAUUAUAUGAACGUGAUUUAGAUAUUUUAUUUAACAGCAUGUAAUCAAAGAAACUCCAAAAUGAUAUCGCCAAAGUCUACCGUAAUAGUUGUACAGUAGUAUUUCAUGUUAGAUUUAGAAAAGUCACAGUUUUCCAUUUGUCAGUUUUUUUUAUUAACUAUAUGGACAACUACAAAGCUGUCUGUAAUUCAUAUAUGUUAACAUUAUUCAGCAGGUUUCAUUCGACUCUAUGAAGCAAAAUUAAUUAAUUCUGUAGGGUGAUGCAAAACCUUUGGCCAUAGCUGUAGGCUUUUAGUUACGGACGCACCCUUUUGUGGUUUCAUCACACAAUGUGAAAAUAUAACAUGUACACGCCACAUAAAAAUAGACCAAAAUAGCUUCUAAACAUAGUGAAAGGCGCUUACUUGAGUUUUUUUGGGGGGAGAUGUGUCCGAUUGCAUACACUAACAGUAAACCUCAACUGGAUUAAUAGAGUUAGAAUGGCGCUAUUAAGAUCGGCCACCGUUUAGAUCAUUAAAAUGGACUCCAGUAAACAAACUAGUAAAAUAAGUCUGUAUGAAAUACAAAUGCACAGAAUCUGAAUUCUCUUUGUUUUGUUCCAUUGUGAACACUGUAUAUUCUGCUGGCUGUUUUUUGAAGGGAUUGCAAAUGACCUCAGUGUUAAUGUCUGUAUAACAUCAAAGGACUUGACUACUGAGAAAAAAAGGGGUUUAAGGGGUAUUUUAAGAAAAACAAACUGUAAUUUAAUUUUACAAUUUUGCUUAAUAUGCACAUCACAUUUUUUAGUAAAUUCCCAUUUUUGAUGCCAGUGUACUGCAAUUGUUUUAAGGCUGCUGAAAUGAUAUGCCAAAACGCUUUUUAUCCUAAAUAAAUUGUGUGUUGCUAUGCCUAAAUAGAUAAAGUUUUGGGCAAUGCCUUCAGUAUUGUAACAACUGAAAUGCCUUGAGGUCUCCUGAUUUGUCAGAUUUCUUAUAGCUUCUUAUAGUUUCAUUUAGAAAUAUAUGAUGGAUUUUUUUUUUUUAUUAAGCAUGUUGUUUUUUUGUUUGAUUUUUAAAAAACUUUUCCAACAAGGAUGGCUUUUUAAAAAAAAUAAAAAUGCUGAUAAAAGAAGGUGUUGUUUGCGUGAGUAAUUAAAAUGACAGGACGU
This is a messenger RNA of Acipenser ruthenus (sterlet), 5964 nucleotides long. RefSeq names its product intercellular adhesion molecule 5 (gene icam5). The coding region runs from base 71 to 2908 and encodes 945 amino acids. Gene Ontology annotation, biological process: cell-cell adhesion. The record is from RefSeq and is a predicted model, not a curated record. Gene Ontology annotation, molecular function: integrin binding. The transcript has 12 exons. NCBI's taxonomy places the organism in Eukaryota, Metazoa, Chordata, Actinopteri, Acipenseriformes, Acipenseridae. Gene Ontology annotation, cellular component: membrane.